This is a messenger RNA of Pan troglodytes (chimpanzee), 3114 nucleotides long. Its product is annotated as family with sequence similarity 47 member C. The record is from RefSeq and is a predicted model, not a curated record. Lineage: Eukaryota; Metazoa; Chordata; Mammalia; Primates; Hominidae.
AUGGGGGACCAGAGGCCGCGGGACCAGCCGAGGUCCCCGGGCACGGACUGCAAGCCCUGGUACUGUGACAAACCGCCUUCCAAGUACAUCGCGAAGCAUAAGCACAGGCGCCUGAGGUUCCCGCCAAUGGACACCCAGAACUGAAACUGGGUAUUUGUAAAGGAGAGCAUGGACAACUUCCACUAUGGCUGUCCGUCUCCCAAAGAUAUGCUCAUUUGUAGCCUUAAUGAGUUCUUACUCCCCAAAAUCUCUCACGGAGGUCCCCAAGCUGACCCCAAAAGCAGGCAGAAAAAGCUGCUCAAGAAAGUGGCCCUGUUUUCCAAGCUCUUGCCAGCCCAGCCAGCAUGGAAGGCAUUCGUAGAGGGAGCCCAGCUGAUGGCCAAGCAUCCCUUGGCCAUGUACCCCAAUCUGGGAGAAGAUAUGCCUCCAGAUCUCCUACUACAGGUGCUGAAACCGCUGGAUCCUGAGAGGAAGCUGGAGGACGCAUGGGCUCGUGAGGGCUGGAAGAAGACAACCAAGGCACCCACCGAGCCUGGUAAAUACCCCUGUGGGGAAUUCUGCCCGAGGCCUCCUGAGACUCAGGUGUUCCAUCUCCACCCGGAGCCUCCCAAGACUCCGGUGUCCAGUCACCCAGAGCCUCCUGAGACUGGAGUGUCCUAUCUCUGCCCAGAGCCUCCCAAGACUCAUUGGGUCUCCAGCCUCUGCCCGGAGCCCCCCGAGACUGGAGUGUCCCAUCUCCGCGCAGAGCCUGCCAAGACUCGUCGGGUGUCCAGUCUCCGCCUGGAGCCUCUCGAGACUGGAGUGUCCCAUCUCUGCCCGGAGCCUCCCGGGACUCGCGUAUCUCAUCUCUGCCCAGAGUCUCCCAAGACUCUUCAGGUGUCCAUUCUCUGCCCGGAGCCUCCCAAGACUCGUCGGAUGUCUAGUCUCCACCUGGAGCCUUCCAAGACUGGAGUGUCUCAUCCCCGCCUGGAGUCUCCCAAGACUCGUGGGGUGUCCAGUCUUCUCCCGGAGCCUCCCAAGACUCGUCGGGUGUCCAGUCUCUGCCUGGAGCCUCCCAAGACUCGUGGGGUGUCCAGUCUUCUCCCGGAGCCUCCCAAGACUCGUCGGGUGUCCAGUCUCUGCCCGGAGCCUCCCAAGACUGCAGUGUCUCAUCUCCGCCUGGAGCCUCCCAAGACUCGUCGGGUGUCCAGACUCUGCCCGGAGCCUCCCAAGACUGGUCGGGUGUCCAGUGUCCUCCCGGAGCCUCCCAAGAAUCGUCGGGUGUCCAGUCUCUGCCCGGAGCCUCCCAAGACUCGUCGGGUGUCCAGUCUCUGCCCGGAGCCUACCAAGACUGCAGUGUCUCAUCUCCGCCCCAAGCCUCCCAAGACUCAACGGGUGUCCACUCUCCACCCGGAGCCUCCCAAGAUUCGUUGGGUGUCCAGUCUCUGCCCAGAGCCUCCCAAGACUCGUCGGGUGUACAGUCUCCGCCCAGAGCCCCCCAAGAUGCAGAUGUCCAGCCUCCACCCGGAGCCCCCCAAGACGGAGGUGUCCAGUGUCUGCCCAGGGCCUCCCGAGAUUGGAGUGUCCCAUCUCCACCCGGAACCUCCCAAUACUCAUCGAGUGUCCAGUCUCCUACUACAGCCUGGUAAAUACCCUUGUGGGGAAUUCUGCACGAGGCCUCCCGAGUCUCAGGUGUCCCAUCUCUGCCUGGAGCCUCCCAAGACUCUGGUGUCCAGUCUCCACCUGGGGCCUCCCAAGACUGGAGUGUCCCAUCUCUGCCCGCAGCCUCCCAAGACUCCAGUGUCCAGUCUCUGCCCGGGGCCUCCCAAGACUGGAGUGUCUCAUCUCUGCCCAGAGCCUCCCAAGACUCGGGUGUCCAGUCUCCACCCAGAGCCUCCUGAGACUGGAGUGUCCCAUCUCCACCCAGAGCCCCCCAAGACUCGGAUGUACAGUCUCCACCUGGAGCCUCCCGAGACUGGAGUGUCCCAUCUCUGCCCAGAGCCUCCCAAGACUCUGGUGUCCAGUCUCCGCCCGGGGCCUCCUGAGACUGGAGUGUCUCAUCUCUGCCCAGAGCCUCCCAAGACUCGGGUGUCCAGUCUCUGCCCAGAGCCUCCCGAGACUGGAGUGUCCCAUCUCUGCCCGGAGCCUCCUGAGACUCAUCGGGUGUCCAGUCUCCGCCCGGAGCCCCCCAAGAUGCGGGUGUCCAGUCUCUGCCCAGAACCUCCCAAGACUGUAGUGUUCCAUCUCCGCCCAGAACCUCCCAACCUCCCAACACUCGAACCCACCAAGCCUGGUAAAUACUCUUGUAGGGAAUUCUGCCUACGGCUUCCAGAGACUCGGGCAUCCCAUCUUUGCCCUGAGCCUCCCAAGACUCGUCAGGUGUCCAGUCUCCGCCCGGAGCCUCCCAAGACUAGAGUGUCCCAUCUCUCCCCAGAGCCUCCCAAAGCUCCAGUGUCCCAUCACUUCUUGGAGCCUCCCAAGAUUCGAGCGUCCUGUCUAAAAGAACUGCUUCAGGAAGAUACACCAAGCACAACAGAGUGUGUUUCUGACUCUCUUCAACAUAGAUACACAUCGAGAAAAAUGCAUGACUUCAAGUGGGCUCGAGACAUGGGAGUUGAUGAAGAAUCCAUCAGGAAUCUGUUUGACUUUACCCCCAAGUGGAGAGCAACCUAUGAAAACCAACAGAUUAAGAAGAUAAAAGAAUGGGUCUCAGAGCUGCAAUACAGAAUAAAGCUAGAUGAAAUGGAUGAGGUCGAAUCCUUCUCACAGGAAAAAGACUGGGACAGGAAACUCCAGACGGCACCGAAUUCUUACACUGCACAGUGUGUGAAGAUGAGGUAUGGAGUAUGGUACCUUAAGCCUAAGUUGGGGAAAAAGCUAAGAAGUGAUCAACCUUUGAUUGACCCCAAGCUCUUACUUGAAAAGCCAGAUGAACCCGAUAUUCUUGACGAUCUUUAUGGACCAAUUGCCUUUAAGGAUUUCAUUCUAAGCAAGGGCUAUGAAAUGUCUGGCAUCAUUGAAAGGCUGUGUGCCAGGAAGGGAUGGACUUAUGACUCUGUUACGACUCCUAUUCAACGUGCAAUGAGACUUUACAAGUAGAAAGAAGACGUUACAGACAUAUCAGAAGAAGAUUAG